Molecule: messenger RNA, 540 nt
Organism: Argentina anserina (silverweed cinquefoil)
Lineage: Eukaryota; Viridiplantae; Streptophyta; Magnoliopsida; Rosales; Rosaceae
Exons: 1
Coding region: 1-276 (91 amino acids)
Source: RefSeq, a predicted model, not a curated record
AUGGCCAGCGUUGAGGUUGUACCAGCAACAACAUUUCAAGAGACUGAGACAAAUCCAGUCGAGGUCAACAAAACAGAAGAGCCAGUGGCUGCACCACCUGCCCUGGAAACUGAAACCACCGAAGCACUAAAAGAAACAACACUAGAAGCAGAAGUGGCAGCAGAAGCAGUAGUGGAGCAACCAUAUGCUCCUGAGCCCGCAGCAGAAGCAGAAGCUCCAGUUGCGCCAGUUGAAGUUGAGACCAAGGUGGUGGCAAUGCAAGGAAUUUUAAAAUGAAUUACGCAUCAAACUAUUUUGCUUUUCAGUUGUGCAAGUGAGGGAAUAAGCCAGCCAAACUCAACGUUCAAGGAUGGCAACUCCUACAUUAUUAUAAUAUCAUCAACGCUCCUACCAACAAGCUGACAGUUACAGUGAUGCAAUGCACUCAAUUUCAAUCUUGGCAUCCAAUGGCAAUGCUGCUACUUGAAAUGUUGAGCGUGCUGGAGCUGGUGAUGGAAAGUAUUUAGCAUAUAUCUUAUUGAGGGAAAGAGGGAAAAGAAG